Molecule: messenger RNA, 1051 nt
Organism: Drosophila willistoni
Lineage: Eukaryota; Metazoa; Arthropoda; Insecta; Diptera; Drosophilidae
Product: solute carrier family 66 member 3
Exons: 4
Coding region: 294-956 (220 amino acids)
Source: RefSeq, a predicted model, not a curated record
AUUUUACAAAAGCUAGAAAAUAAAUCGCAAGGGAAUGCCCAAGUUUAUGUGUCUUGACUUUUUUCUUUUUUGCUCGAUGCUAAAUGAUUAUGCUGUUAACCUUAAUAGAUAACCGGUUUGCGUUGAAUGAGUGUUUUAAAGUGAAUACAAUACAAUCACUACACAAAUCACAACAUGAUUAGUUAAUCAUUGAUGGCCGAAUGCCUGGUGGUAAAGAUAUGACAUUCUGGUAAUCGAUACCCGUCUCCCAAAAGCGUUGACCAAUUUGUGUUAAAGUUCGUUGGACGGUCGCAAUGGCUGGUGGUGUGGUCGAAUUGGUCUUCCACUACUUGGAAAAAGGCGUUGUGCUUGUUUUAGCCGAUAUGCUAAGCCUAAUAACGGUCUCAAGUUGUCUGUUUAUUAAAGUGCCACAGAUAAAUACCAUCCGGAAGGCAAAGUCUUCCAAAGGGAUAAGUAUCGUGGGAUUAUGCUUGGAGCUUUUUAGCUAUACGGUGAUGUUAUCUUAUAACUACACGCGAGACUAUGAAUUCCUCUCUUAUAUGGAAUACCCUGUACUGCUCUUGCAAGAAUAUGCCCUCAUUUAUUGGGCUUUCAAAUAUCAGGAUCUUCUAGGCAACCGAACACAAUUUUUUUCGAUCAUCUAUGUGAUAAUUGCAACACUUAUAUAUCUGAAGCUGUUUCCCAUUAUCAUUUUAACAUUCCUAGUGCCGUUCUGUACGCCUAUUGGAGCGACAAGCAAAGUUCUUCAGCUGAUGGCUAUAUUAAGGACCAAGGAUGCCAGCUCCGUUAGUCGCACAACCUGGGUCUUGUCCGCAUUUACCAACAUGACACGUAUUUAUACCGUUUACGUACAAUCGUUUGACAAGAUGCUGCUAACCAACUUUUUUAUAUCAACGCUCCUAAGCGCUUCUGUGUUUGUUGCUGCCUCUAUCUAUAAAAAGCCUAAGAAGGCGUAAGCCAACCGGAUAUUUAAAUAAUUGUCUUUCAAGCACAUCUAUUUGUCUUUACUUGUUAAAUUAUAGCGUCUACCGUGAAGUAGAGGAGUAAUUAA